Molecule: messenger RNA, 1316 nt
Organism: Cololabis saira (Pacific saury)
Lineage: Eukaryota; Metazoa; Chordata; Actinopteri; Beloniformes; Belonidae
Gene: batf
Product: basic leucine zipper transcription factor, ATF-like
Exons: 3
Coding region: 139-510 (123 amino acids)
Biological process (GO): regulation of transcription by RNA polymerase II
Cellular component (GO): nucleus
Molecular function (GO): RNA polymerase II cis-regulatory region sequence-specific DNA binding; DNA-binding transcription factor activity, RNA polymerase II-specific
Source: RefSeq, a predicted model, not a curated record
UUCUCAGCACUCGUUCUGCAACAAAGACCUUUUCUCUCCAGGUCACACACACUUAUAUAUCUAUAUUUGCACACACACAGUGAGAAACACAAAGCAGAAGUGGACGGAGACGCAGAGUUUCAGUCACUGUGUUUGGCUAUGGCUCAGGGCUCAGACAGCAAUGACACAAGCUACAAGUCUCCUUCACCUGGAAGCAGACCGGGCUCCUCGGAUGAUGUGAAGAAGGUGAUGCGGAGGGAGAAGAACCGGAUUGCUGCUCAGAAGAGCAGGAUGAGACAAACUCAGAAAGCUGACAGCCUUCACUUGGAGAGUGAGAACCUGGAAAAGGAGAACGCAGCCCUGAGGAAGGAGGUGAAGCAACUGACUGAGGAGGCCAAGUAUCUGAAAUCUGUGCUGAGCACCCAUGAGCCUCUGUGCACCGGCCUGGCCCCUCAGACCCCCGACCUCCUCUACCCUCCUCCUCACAGCAGUUACCACCAGCACAUCACUGUACCACACUACCAGCUCUGACCUGCCCAACUACCGAGGACAUGCUACGAAACAGACCACUGACCUCAAUGGAGAAAGACUGACUGGAGAUGAGUCUUUAUUUGUCGAGACCUGACUAAGGAGUAACCGGGCAGGCCAACAUGUCCGUCAAAGAAUGAAAGAAUGAAAGAAUGAAAAAGCAUGGAACCCCAGCUGUAACAUGCAGUAUUCAAAAUUAUUUAUUUUGCUUCUGUUCCACUGUUUUUUUUUUCCAAUUGUGAAUCUGUGAAUUGAAAUGGCUUGAUGAGUAGAAUUAUCAACCAGUCUAUGUUUACAUUGGGAGAGAUAGUUUAUGUCCAGGUGACUCAGGCAAUAUUUUUUGUAAAGUGCUUAUUUUUAGCAUCACCGGGAGAACCUUUUGUCAUCAUGUCAUGUGUGUUCCUCGUGUUCUUACUGUGUUUUACUGUGUAAAUGUUGAUGAAUAAUGCUCAGGAGCUUUUGACAGAACGAUUGUUGACAAAGAGAAUGUAAAAUCGAGAUUAUAAAAACGCUUAAAUAUACAAAAAAAGAGGAAAAAAAGUGCUUGAUUUGGUGAGAAAGUGGACUUUUUACAGAUCUCGCUUCUUGCACUGGAGGUAAAAAAAAAAAAAACAACAAAAAAAAACUAAACCAAAAAAACACACAUGAACAGAUGUAUUUAUUAAAAGUGAUGCCUUUAGGAUGAUCAUCUGUAACCUCAGGGGUGUUGUUAUUUUUUAACCUCCUGGGAGGACUUUUGUACGACGGAGUAUUAAGGCCAAACUAAGACAAAUAAAAAUAUAGGAAAUUACGAGAAUAAAGUCAUAAUG